AAUACAUUUACAUCAGUUCGUGAUCAUUUGCGUGUUUUAAUAAAACAAGUCAAUUAGGUGUUUAUUGACAUUGUUGACCGCCUAAUUAUUAACUUAUCAGGUAUGAGUUUUCAUGGACAGACUGAUGCCCAAAUUUCUUUCUCAGAAUCUGAGAAUGUUGCCAUUGUUGGAUCCAUGCGCAAUGUUUGUCAUGGACUACAUGAUGAUGUUAGUAAAAGUGUCACUAACAAUGAGUUGGCGGAUGAACUGCCGACAGGGAUUGGAAAAAGGGUUAAUCAGGUCUUUCUGGCAUGUCAGGUAUGUGACGUGACAUGUGCAGGAGAGAGCGAUUAUAAACUCCACAUUGCUGGAGUGAGUCACAAGCAGAAUGUUAUAAAUCGGCAGAAGGCAGGCCGGCAUGUUGGGGAGACAUCAUGUGACGCCAGUGUAGCUGUUGCAGGAGAGUCGCACGCCACGGUUCCAGUCGCCAUGGCAACGAGUAGCAACACCACGUGCAGAAUCGCUGAUGUCCUCGACCGAUUCACCUGUGGUCCUCUCAUUGGGCUUGACUUCAUUGAUGAGUACCAGCACAAGAAUCCUGACAUUGAGGCGAGAUACUACUGUAGGUGCUGCAAUGCCAAGUGUGACCCACGCACGAUGCUCCCUCACCUCACCGGACUAAGGCAUCGUUCGCAGACCUUAAGAGAUACACGUCCGGACCUUUACUGCCUGUUCAGGGGGGCGAGCAACAAGAAGUCAGAACAGAGUCUCAUAUCAGAGAUGUUCGCCCGCCAGUUGGAACAAGAGAAUGGGCGUGGCAGAGUCUGCGUCGUUGUUGAACCCAUUUCUAAAGAGAUGACACAUUCUGGUAUUAUUAAAAGUUCCCAUGCUCCUUCAGAGAGUUCCAAUACUCUGCCAUCAUCCGGAUUAAAGCGAAAGGCCAAAGAUGUGAUGGGUGAAAAUGCUGUCAAGCGAAAUACACUGAACGUCUCCCAUGGGAAAGUCUACCAUGCUCAUUACGAACAAGGUUCCAACCAGCAUCCUAAUGAAAGCUGUAAAGAAUAUCCUUACUCAAGUGAACCUUCUCAGGUUGAUCCCACGUACUUGACUGGUUUCGAGCAGGAAGGUGCAUUGCUACCAACACCUCACACUGGCAUAAUAGCAAACAGUGACACUACUGAAGCUUUUGUUGAGAGUGACGCUCCUCCAGUGGGUUCUAUGUACUCGGAUGGUAUUAACCAGAGAGGUCCACUGUUACCAACUCCUCAUGGUAACACACUGGCAAGCAAUGACUCGACUGAACUUCAUGAUGAUAGGUGUGGAGGUGCAUUGCUACCAACACCUCCUGUCAACGAAAUGGCAAUCCAUGAAGUAACUGAUGACAGCUAUGAGGAUGGAAGUGGAUUGCUGCCAAAACCUCAUGUCAACGAAAUGGCUAUCCAUGAUGCAACUGAUGACAGCUAUGAGGAUGGAAGUGCAUUACUACCAACUUCGGGAGCACCAGAACUGGUGGUAUCUAACACUGUUGAAAUGCACAGUCAGUGUUUUCAGAAUGAUGGUACAUUCUUGCCAUACUCUGAAACAGUGGAAACAGGCAUCACUUACACUAAUGAGAUGUCCUAUGAAAGUAGUAGAGAUUGGCACACUAUGAACAGAGGCAGAGGGACCAACUUCAGAGGUGGACAGUUUAUACAGAGAGGCAGAGCAGCCAACAUGAGAGGUGGUCACCCAAGUAACAGAGGAAAUAUUCCCAACAUCAGAGGUGGUCACCCAAGUAACAGAGGAAGUAUUCCCAACAUGAGAGGUGGUCACCCUAGUAACAGAGGAAGUAUUCCCAACAUGAGUGGUGGUCAUCCAAGUAACAGAGGAAGUAUUCCCAACAUGAGAGGUGGUCACCCUAUUCACAUUGACAGUGGCCCCAAUGUCAGAGGCUGUGAUCCAAAUGUCUGGGAUGGAUACCCUGUUAACACAGGCCAUGGCCCUGCCAACAGUGGUGUGUACUCUGGCAAUGCAGGUGGUGACUGUAACAGCAGAGUCAGUAAUCUUAAUAAUACAAGUGACUACUUUGGGGACAUAGGUACACACCCUGACGGUACAAGCAAUGUCCCGCUCACCGACGCUUAUUACAGUGGUGUUAACCCUGGCAAUAGAGUUGGCUACCAGGGUAACAGAGGUGGAUACAACAACAAUCCAAGUGAUUAUUUACACAGCAGUGGUUUUACUAGCCAUGAUGAUGGUGACCCAACAACAGAAGAUAGUGGUUUUAAAAAGGCAAGCAGUGACCUCCAGGAAAUACAAGCUCAUCACAGUAAUACAGGUGUGGUGCACAGUGAGUUUAAUAACAGUGGUGUGAAUCCCACUAAAAGAAUUUUUGAGUAUGGCAACAGAGGUGGCGACCCCUAUGUUGUGUGUACUGAACCAAGUGAGAGACCUUAUGAUGAGCCAAGCAACAGAGGGUACGACCAAUAUUGUGGAAGUGCUGUUUCAUACAAUGCUGCUCAUGAAAACACUACUAACCAAUAUGGACAUGGUGCAAUGGUCAGGGAAAGGUCGGGCACAUUGACGAAGCAUGGCACACCUUCCCAGGAGAGAAAACCACCUCUUCCUGUAGAUUCACCAGUCAAACCACCACUCCCCACAGGCCAGCCACCGGCUGUCAAAUGUCCACUCCUCACGUCAGCUGACAGUGGUGUCAUGGAACUGCUCAACAAUCUGUCCAAUUGUGUGGUGAAUAAUGAGGAGGAAGCGGCAAUAGCACUUCGUGUAUCUAAUGCAUUGACACAGGCCCUCCUGCAGUACAGGCUGAGGAAUGUUACGACAGAGGAAUUUGUGAUUACAGGUGCGACCCCAUAAGAAAUGAUGACGUUCUUAAGAAAGGAGUGGUAUUUUCGUCCAUCAAGUAUUGACAGCUACCACAAAUCUAUCAAGAUACGUAUUUGUAAAUAAAUUGUGUAUGAAUCACUCGAGCUCCCUUCUUCUUUUACAGUUGAAAUAGGUGUGGUGUUGUAUACGAGCAAUGCGAGCACACAUAUAAAUCAUGUUAGUUUUCUUUCACUUGUAAAUAAUUCGUAAUACAAUUUGUAAAAAUGUG
Priapulus caudatus is the source of this 3070-nucleotide messenger RNA. RefSeq lists its product as uncharacterized. Gene Ontology annotation, cellular component: precatalytic spliceosome. NCBI's taxonomy places the organism in Eukaryota, Metazoa, Priapulida, Priapulimorpha, Priapulimorphida, Priapulidae. Gene Ontology annotation, molecular function: double-stranded RNA binding; single-stranded RNA binding. The transcript is spliced from 18 exons. The record is from RefSeq and is a predicted model, not a curated record. Bases 103 to 2832 code for a protein of 909 amino acids.